CACACAGCGACAUCGAGACCGUGAAUAAUGCUCUCCGCUAUCCGUGUAGCCGGUGCUCGUGUGCCCCAGCGCGCACUCGUCGUCGCUGGAGCCCGUCAUGCCGCCGUGCAGGCCGUCAGGCGCAAACCGUUGUUGCAGCGAGGUAUUCAAUCUGCUGCUCAGACUGACAGGGACACCAUCACUCGCCUGCUGUACUCUAUCGGCACCAAGCGUGAAGUAGAACGCUACCUGCGCAUCUUUUCUUCUUCCUCGGAUGCAUCCAACCCCGCCAAAUUCGCUGUCAUCAAAAUUGGCGGCGCAGUGCUCGACCAAGUCGACGAGCUCGCCCACAGCCUGAGCUUCCUCUACCGCGUCGGCCUCUACCCUGUCGUCCUCCACGGUGCCGGCCCACAAUUGAAUGGCAUUAUUGAAAGCGAAGGCAUUGUCCCGGACUACAUUGACGGCAUCCGGGUCACGGAUGCAAAGACACUCGGUAUCGCACGGCGCGUCUUCCUCGAGGAGAACUUGCGUCUCGUCAACGCUCUUGAAAAGCUCGGCACGCGUGCACGACCAAUCACGUCUGGCGUGUUCACUGCAGACUUCCUCGAUAAGGCCAAGUACGGCCUCGUCGGCAAGAUCACCAAGAUUGACAAGCGUCCGCUCGAAGCCGCUAUCCGUGCGGGUGCGCUGCCCAUCCUGACCAGCUUGGCCGAAUCGGAGGAUGGCCAGAUUCUCAAUGUCAAUGCCGAUAUCGCCGCUGGCGAGCUCGCCAAGGAACUCGAGCCGCUCAAGAUUGUCUUCCUCAACGAGAAAGGUGGUCUCUUCCACGGUGUCACCAGCGAGAAGCUCGACGUCAUCAACCUCGACGAGGAGUAUGACGAGCUCAUGCGUCAGCCGUGGGUCAAGUACGGUACCAAGCUCAAGCUCCGCGAGUUCAAGGAACUGCUUGACCAUCUCCCGCGCUCGUCGUCCGUCGCCGUCAUUAGCGCCGAUAUGCUCCAGCGCGAGCUCUUCACAGACUCGGGUGCAGGAACGCUGAUUCGCCGCGGGUACAAGCUCUUCAAGCACAAAUCACUUGACUCCGUCGGCCCGGACCGCAUCCGCCAGGUGAUCCACGACCGCGACCCGGAUGUGCUCGCGGGUGACCAGAGCGUGACGGGUGUGCUGAACGAGCUCAAGAAGGUGCCAUACACGAUCUACGGCGACGAGCCGCUCGACGUCGUCGCGAUCGUGACUCAGCCGGAGGACGAGAUCCCAGUGAUGACGAAGCUGCUCGCCUCGCGCAGCGGCAUACUCAACGGCACGGUCGACAACGUCUUCAACGCGAUCAAGAAGGACCACCGCAAGCUCUUCUGGACCGCGCGCGCCGACGACGAGAACCGCGCGUGGCACUUUGAGCGCGCGGACGGUAGUUUCACCCGUGCGGGCAAGAGCCUGUUCUGGUACGGCGUCCAGGAAAUUCACGAAGUCGAGAAGAUCGUCAAAGCCUUCGAGGAGAAGGGCCGCAUCGACCGCUCCUACCUCCCCGUAGGCCCAGCUGCGCCUCCGCAGCGCGCGACGAACCUGACGGGCAUUCGCUCGUACUCGACCCUGGCGCGCCGCCCCGUCCCGGGCUCAUCUCGGGGCUACGCUACUGCUGCCGCCUCUCAACCGAAAAAACUCGCGCUGAUCGGUGCACGCGGCUUCACUGGCCAGACACUGACGUCGCUGCUCUCGGACCACCCCCAUCUCGAGCUGACGCACGUCUCGUCACGGCAGCUCGCUGGCUACUCGCUGGCUGAGUACACCAAGGCCGACAUGACAUACUCCAAUCUUUCCGUCGAGGACGUCGAGCGCAUGGAGAAGGAUGGCGAGGUCGACGCGUGGGUCACGGCGCUCCCGAACGGAGUCUGCAAGCCGUUCGUCGACGCCAUCGACCGCGGCUCCAAGGAGCGCAAGGGCGAGAGCAGCGUCAUUGUUGACCUGAGCGCAGACUACCGCUUCGAGGACGGCUGGACGUACGGGCUUCCGGGUAAGGCUUCUGCUUCGUCGUCCCUGUAAACUAGAACUCUAAAAUCGCAUUGGCUAUUUUUU
Messenger RNA from Phanerochaete carnosa HHB-10118-sp, 2052 nucleotides. RefSeq lists its product as uncharacterized. The coding region runs from base 28 to 2019 and encodes 663 amino acids. NCBI's taxonomy places the organism in Eukaryota, Fungi, Basidiomycota, Agaricomycetes, Polyporales, Phanerochaetaceae. Gene Ontology annotation, cellular component: mitochondrial matrix; cytoplasm. Gene Ontology annotation, biological process: L-arginine biosynthetic process. The record is from RefSeq and is a predicted model, not a curated record. The transcript has 3 exons. Gene Ontology annotation, molecular function: L-glutamate N-acetyltransferase activity, acting on acetyl-CoA as donor; arginine binding; N-acetyl-gamma-glutamyl-phosphate reductase (NADP+) activity.